AAGGGAAGCUCAUUACUUUUCGAAGCGAGAUCGGGAUGCCUUAGAACACGCACCUAUAAAGCGAGAUAUAUGAAGGAAGAAGAAGCAUGUGCUUGCUGCGGUAAAGCUAGGGAAACGACGGAGCAUAUUUUAUUAGAAUGUGAAGACGUCUACCCAGCGGUCGAUUUAGGCACCAUUGGCCUCCUUGAAGCCCUUGGGUUCAGCGGGAGCAGUGCUAAAGCAAACAGGUCCGCAAUAGACAUUAGUAAGAGGCGAUUGGAGGAUUGGUGGAAGAAAAGUAGGGAAACGACAAAAGACGGAGACGUACAAAAGCACAAUUCGCAAUAGGGGAUCAGAAAGUUUGGACGCGGUAGUUCAUAGUGUUUUUUUUUUCCAUUGGUUAACCUAGGUAGGAUAUUAGGCAGCAUAGUAGCAAGAGCUUGGUGGCGCAACCCACCGCCCCGUUCCAAAGGGGACGCUCAUAACAUCCAUCCAUCCAUCCAUCCGUUGCUCCGGCUCCCGCUGCGUGGACUGCGUGGAGUAUGCCACUUUUGUCGGCGCCUGUACAUUCACACAAACAUACAGUUCAAGCAAUCAUGCCGAUGCUUGAAUUCAACAUGACAGAAGGACAGAAUGCAUGAAAAAAGGAGCAAAUAAACUAUGUGCGGUUGAGUCGUGAGUGCAGGUGCGCCUGCAAACGGGAUAAAGAAUUUUGUGUAAUGACUUCAUCAGGAAGUUUAUUCCAAUCAACUAUUGUUCUGGUAAAAUAGGAGUACUUGAAGCAGUGGUUGUGCGGUGUUAACGGGGUUACUGCUAGGGAGUGUUUAUGACGAGUAGCAUGACCAGUUAAAGGUGUUAAGAUGUGCGAGGUAUCAAUAUGGUAGUGGCUAUUCAUUAGCUGAAAAAAAAAAAGAAUUUUAAUCUGGAAACACGGCUGAAUUUCGAAAAAGACAUUCUGACCCUUCGGAUGCAAUUUUCUCGUAAACUAAGUCUGUUCUUGGCGCGAAACAAGCGCUGCGAUGUUUCUGGAAUGAUAUUUAAACAGUCCACGUCGACUUAGUAUUUGCCUUUAGUUUCCCUUUAACAUUUAUUUCUCGAUAAAUGUCGCUCCAAGAAAUGAGACCUUGUCCGGCGUUUUUUUUUUUUCUUUAAUCUUUCCAGUUUGGCAUCUUCCGAGGCCAAGUGAAUCCAAUCGUACCGCCUGACUGGAGCUACAUACACACCGGCGCCGUGUGGCCGGAUGCGGAUGACGUCAUCGAGAAGCACGUCAGGAACAUCCUCAGCGUCGCUGACAUCGUGGGCCUCAGCACGAGCAACACAACCGAUGAGCCCAACACGGUGCAGUUCGUGGGUGCCAGCCCCCGUUUCCUUUGGGCAUCGCCUCCGAACCCGAUUCGUGGAAUUCUCCCCGGCAUCCGAGGCAUGUUGGGCAUGCUGCAGGAAUUCCCCCGCUGGAAGCAGGUCCUGAACAAAAACAAGCUAUGUUUCUCGGUCUCCUCGUCGAUAAACUACGCCAAGAACCUCAACCGGGACAUCGACUUCAGGGUGGACAUGGAGGACAAGGAUGAGAGCGUCAUCCGAUUCUCUCGAUAUAGGUUCACUACCAAAGACAGCCGCACGAACGAAUACCCGUUGCAAGAGUUCGACUUCAAGUACGAGUUCAAUAACCCCACCCACACCCACUUUUGGAAUGUGCGCGUCGGGGGCGACCUGAAAGGGUUCUUCGCUUACGACGACGCCAGCACGCUCGAUUACAAGAUAAAGGAGCUACUAAACGCCUACCCGGACGACCGAUGCGUCGUGUUCGACGACCUCGGAGACGACGUGUGGGAGGCUAGCUUCAACCACGACGGUCAGACGGUGGCCUUCAAGAAGUACGAGAUGCUCCACGUCAUCGCCAGCGCCAUGGUGCAAAGAUACGGCAUGGCGUUCCCGCCGAACUAUUAUUAGGGUGCUCAGCGGGCGCGUCAUGGUGGUGCGCGCCGAGCAAGACGCCAAUCGACGCGGUCGUCGUGUAGCCCGAAGGCGUUGGGACUCUGUGCGUUGGGCGGUCAACGCCUCAAGUAUUGCGACUUCCAGAAAAAAAAAUACAUAUAGUGACAGAGAUUACAUAUACCAGGGCGCGAUUUAAUGAAAUCAAAUUUUCGACUCGUCGAUACACUGGUACAAACCGUGGCCUCCGAGAUCAAACUGGUGCGAUCUCGGAGGCUACGGUCCAAGCAUUUUCAACAUUGAAGUAACACUACCAAGCAUCGAAGCGCCCUCAACACUGCACCACACGCUGGGCUCUUCUUUGUUUCGUAUUGCUAGCCCAACAGCAAAAACUAUUUCUGUAAGAACCAGUUUCGGCACUCGCUUGAAGUCUGCGUCAUAUGACGUUACGAUGCACUCGCUCGUUCUGUUCUGCGCUCGCUGCAGCUGCCACACGCGAGCGUAGUCAAGAGAAGCGCGUGCAGCGGUCUUGUCUUUUUUUUUUUAUCAACAUCAUCAUACCUAGCCUUAUUGUUGCACGACGUUAACGAAUUUCGCUCCCGUGACAUCGGAAUAACA
Dermacentor andersoni is the source of this 2529-nucleotide messenger RNA. RefSeq lists its product as uncharacterized. The record is from RefSeq and is a predicted model, not a curated record. NCBI's taxonomy places the organism in Eukaryota, Metazoa, Arthropoda, Arachnida, Ixodida, Ixodidae.